ACCGGCUAGCCGGCUGUGUUGUUAAAUUCGGCAGUGCCAGUUUUGGACAAUGCUAACAGAAACCGAAUGUACAAAGGCAAUGGAAAUCGAAAACAAAAAAACGUGAGAUAAGGAGGAGAAACUGUGAAACUGUGAAAACUUGAGCUGAGACCGAAAAUCGGAUCUCGGUUUUGGGUUUCGAGGACAAAAAAGGCGACUAAUUGCGGCACUCACCCACCCACACAAACACCGACACACCAACACACAAUCGCGUUUCACCACUCCCGUGUAAAACCAAUACAACAACCAAAACAACCAACCAACAACAACAUGCAAUCAUUGCAAAGUAGUUAAAUAAUUCUGCCCUGUCUGCGCUUUAUUUCCUUCUUCAUUUUUGUUCUUCUCGUUUAAUUUCAACAAGUUUCUGUUCUCGCUUUUCCCUCUCUCUCCGGACCAACCCCCCUAUUCCUUCCCCCCCAUCCAACACAAACACCAGCAAACACCAACACACCUGACGCACACCGACACCAACACUAGUACAGGGUCUCGUGUGACGUACGGCGCGAAAUUGUCGUCUUUGGCUUUUUGUUUGUGCACUUUUCGCCAAUUCCCUUUGUGUUCUGCGACAAGAAAGGUGCGAGGGGUGGGAGAAACGAGCAGCACCUGCAAAAAAGGCGGCACGAGAUCGGCAGAAAGCAGAAGAAACAUCAGCAAAGCGACCGGCUCCCCGCACACAUACUCUCACACACACAGCAAAAAUGGUCAAGGAGAAGCCCAACUCGACUCGUAUUUACGACAAGGAUGGAUUCAGGCGACGAGCUGCCUGCAUUUGUGUCAAGUCGGAGAACGAGGCGGAGGUACUUCUGGUUACCUCCUCUCGUCGUCCGGAGUUGUGGAUCGUCCCAGGAGGCGGCGUGGAGCCCGAGGAAGAGCCCUCGGUUACAGCCGUGCGCGAGGUCCUUGAAGAGGCUGGCGUAGUUGGCGAUCUAGGUCGUUGCCUAGGAGUUUUUGAGAACAACGACCAUAUGCAUCGCACCGAGGUCUUUGUUAUGAAUGUGACCCAGGAGCUGGACGAGUGGGAGGACUCGCGCAGCAUCGGCCGUAAGCGCCAGUGGUUCACCAUCGAUGACGCCUUGUCGCAGUUGGCGCUGCACAAGCCCACUCAACAGCACUAUCUGAUGCAGCUGCAGCACUCGAAGACACUGGACAAUACGAAUCGCGUGGUGAACGCUACUCAUCCGCCCAAGUUGACCAAUGCCGCCACUCCGGCCGCGUCGCCCACCACGGCAUAAAGACAGCAGAGAGCAGAAAUCAUGCAUCUACACACCACAAGCCACACACACACACACACACCACACUUAACCCAAAACUAAUCCAAAACAAAAAACAAUGCUAACCAACCAACCCCCCGCCCCAUACACAUUUUUGACAUUUUCGGAAAUUUACAAAUAGACAGGCAGUCUUCUAGAUUAUUUUGAUUAAGCGAAAUCUAUGUUACCCCGCAUCCCCCACAUAGCCCCAUUUGCGUUUAAGUUUAAGUCAAUGCGUUCAUUCAUGUCUUUAGUAAUUGUAAUGAGAUCUAAAUUUAUGUGCGUAUUCUAUCUAGAGCGAUUGAAGUUAGGGAGGAAGAGAAGGAAGCAGAAACGCUACUCGAUCAAUGCUAUGCGAUAACUAUGUAAUUCAAUAUCUAUAACACAAAACCAACAAAAAAAAAAAAACAAAAAAUGGACAUGUAAUAAUUUUUGAGCGAAUAGCACUUUUUGCAAACACGAAACUAAAACUAGAUAACUGAAACCAGGAGAAACGAUAUCUAUUAGAUUUUUCUACUCUUUUUUAUAAUUUACUCAAAAGGCAUCUUACUUGAAAAUUGGAUAAUGAUUCAACAAGCGCUAUCGUAAAACUUUUGUUAUUAUGCUAAGCGGCCUAAACAAUAAAAUGUAACCCUAACUAGCGAUGACUAACGAAACAAUUUCGGUUCAGCUAUAUAGUUCCGCCUCCAUGGUUAUCUGAAUAAAAUAUUUUAAAGCAGAAAUAUGUCGGCCGAACUAUGUAGCUACCCAAGAAUUUCGUUCUUAAUCUGCUGAAGAUUUAUGAAGCACUUGGCGACAGCAGAUGGAAGAAAGGGAAUCAUUAAAGUUCAUUAAAUAAAAUAACAACAGUUGCCUAUGCAAAAAGUUACAACAGGGGAUAUAAAGAUAAACGUUAACUUAUUGUAAUAAUAAAAACAAAAAAAAGCGAAAAGAGAAAUUAGAGAAGCCAGCAAACAACAUAUUAGGAACUAAUUCAACUACCAAGAUAUGUGCACGUUGUACUUUUCAGAAAACAAAAUGAAAACAAUUAACAAUUACGAUUACAAUAAUAUUAACACUGCAAAUGGGAGGAACAUGUUUUCAAUGUAAUGUGAUUUAAGAGAUACAAGAUACAUACGAGUUGAUGAACAAUUUUAUGUGACAUUUUUUUGAUGAUUUUUUGGCACUUGAAAAGCGCGCAACAAACGAAAUUUUAAUUAAAGCUCAAUGGAAGCAAAGUCUGGCAGUUAAAUCUAUGAUUUUUCCAAACUAUCAAUUGUGUUUUAGUUGCAAACUAAAGCCCGGCAAAAGGAACUUUUAUCGGAACGCUAAAUUAUAUCACAAAUUGUUGCCAUUAAACAAUGAUUUACAAUCAAUAAAAACGAAAACACGACAA
Drosophila ananassae is the source of this 2664-nucleotide messenger RNA. It is a transcript of the gene Aps, whose product is annotated as diphosphoinositol polyphosphate phosphohydrolase 1. Gene Ontology annotation, molecular function: bis(5'-adenosyl)-pentaphosphatase activity; bis(5'-adenosyl)-hexaphosphatase activity; endopolyphosphatase activity. The coding region runs from base 738 to 1271 and encodes 177 amino acids. The transcript is spliced from 4 exons. Lineage: Eukaryota; Metazoa; Arthropoda; Insecta; Diptera; Drosophilidae. The record is from RefSeq and is a predicted model, not a curated record. Gene Ontology annotation, biological process: diadenosine hexaphosphate catabolic process; diadenosine pentaphosphate catabolic process; diphosphoinositol polyphosphate metabolic process. Gene Ontology annotation, cellular component: cytoplasm; nucleus.